AUUAGUUGUCAUUAGAGUUGUCAUGUAUUUUGACGCGUUUAUUCAAAGUCAAUGAUGCAGUCAAAAAGUCGCCCUCCGACCAAAACUUCCAAUGAAAAACCAAAAACCGCCAUAAAGAUGCAGAAUAAAAAGGAUUGCUCCUACUUGCUUAUGGGCAGUGAUCCAACAAGGAUUUUGCAAAAAAUAUCAGCUAUCUCGAGUUAUGACGCAAACAAUAAGGGCAAACUGGAAAGGCUAGUAAAAAUAAUCAACGAGUACUUUAUUAUUUCGAGUAAAGGUUUUUUCGUAAAACACCUUUCUAAAAUAAUGUCUCUCUUGGGAAUAUUACUUGAAAUAAAUACAAAACAGGCAUGUGAAGAACAAUUGAACAGAUUCCUCGAACUUUGUUCAAUACCGCCUAUAAUGACGAAAUCUGGCGAAGUAUUAGAGUACGAUAAAAUGUUGAAAGAUUAUUUUUCCUGGAUGGGUUUCGCGAUAAUCUGUCUAGAGGAGAAAAAAUACCGAAAGAAAAUGACCGACGCAAUUUACUCAUUGCUGACUAAACAAUGUCCCGAUAAAAGGGAGUAUUUGUCACUAACAGUCAGAAUAGAAAAAGCUAGUAAGAGUUAUUUACCCUAUGUACUUGCUGAUUUACUAAAAGCCGAAGAAGAAGAUAUUUAUCUGGAAAUCUUGCAAAUUGUUGCCAUAUUUAUUAAAGAAUCAACAAAAACAUGUGAAAUAUUUCUAAUGAAAGAUGCGGUUAAUACGAUUAUAACAAGGUUGGAACCAAAUUGGCGAAAUAGGUUGCCAAACGUUAAACCGAAGAUGCCUACGGGACUUGAGGAAGUGCCAAUGGUACAAACCAUCUUUUUAAUAUUGAAGACUUUGCUUGAACGGGCCAAUCGACAAGUUAUGCGUCCACCAAUGAAAUUUGCUUUUUGGAGUCUACAAUGGUCAUUGCGCCUUUUUACAAUCAAAGAAAUCGGCACAAUGGAAAGAAACAACGUCCUUUGUUUGCUUUUACUAAUUUUGGAUAUUUAUCCUAAUGGACUUUCUGGAAAUACGUCAUUUUCUUAUGGUAACUCACAAACCUAUUUAAAUAGCUCUCAAGAACUCAAAGAUACGACUUAUUUACUAUUAUCAAACGAAGAAUACUUCACCUUAAUAUUAUACUCUACCGUCAUUUAUCAUUUCCCAGAUAUUGCAAUGUUAGCAGUAUCGAAAGACGUUACCUUCAGUCAAAACUGGAUAUCUGGAAUUGAAAUAACUACCAGCCCCGAAGAUCAUUGUUUCAUAUCAUUGCUUUUAAUAUGUUUGUUUUAUUUACCAAAUACGAUAGCAGGAGCUAAAGUAAUCGAAGAAUGUCGUGUCAUAAUGGGUCUUUUGAAAAUAAUCGGAAAUAACCAAGCUCUUAAAUGGCGUCCACUGCACCUGUGCUUUUUAGUAAAAUUAGCUUUGAAUAUUUUAUAUAAAAUUGUACCGGCAUCAACUGAAGAGUUUAUCGAAAAUGGUGGACCACUACUAAUUUUACAGUUACUAAACAGAGCCCAAGAAUAUCCUGACAUGUACAAUUACGAUAUCGUCUUGAGAAGUAUCGAAUUAUUGGCCGAGUUAUCGCAUAAGAUUAAAACUAUACGCGAUUCGAUCGCUUAUAAUGGAGGUGCUUUUUGCAUUUUGCAUCUUUGUCAAAAUUGGUUAUCAUCCACAAAAACAUUGAAUGAAGAAUAUCAAGUUUUAUUGGGUAUGGGAAUUAGUCUCUUACAAGAAAUUUGUAGCAUAGUAGAGGUAGGUAACAAAAGAUUUCAAAAUUAUCUGUCUUGCCUAGUUCUUCCCCUAAUUGUGGAAUAUAUGAAACGUUACGUCAAUCCCGACGAAAUAGAACAAUUGCAAAAUCCCAAAUUAAUUAUAAUUUGUGUUAGCUAUGUAUGGACCAAAAUAACUUGCUCGAAAAUUAAUAGCGAGGAAUUUGUUAGUAUGGGUGGAGUAUUUUUGAUGUUGGAUAUAGCACAAGUACGUAUCGUAGGGAUUCAAAUACCUGAUUUUAUCUCAGGAACUAUUAGUUGCCUUCCUGUCAAAUUAGUGGUUCUUGGAGCUCUUAUUGAUCUUUGCGAACAAGUCGAAUGUGUGCCGUAUUUGAUUACAUGGAGAAGAAAUGGACAAGGAAUUGUUCCUUUUUUAAUGGAAACAUUUCGACAAGAAAAUAAGCAACUGGUGGUUAGAACCGAUGAAAAUGGAAUCAUGUCAAGUCAUCUUUAUCCUCUAAUGGGAGAAGUGAACUACUACGAAACUUAUUGUAAGUGCAAAAAUCAUUUCGGAAACGCAGCCAUUGCCGAUUUAUUUGUAAGCUGUAGACCAAAAGUCUAUUGUCUUCUUCAAAUCUUGAAUUACAAGCAAGCCGAAACUGUGGAAAUAGCUAACGAGUUUUAUAAGAUUUAUGGUGAAGAAUUAUCAAUCUUGGACAAGGUUACCUAUGUUUUAGCUGAAAACUUUCUAUCUGUAAAAUUAGGAGAAGUAUGGAAGGAAAUAGAAGCAGACCUAAAAAGAGAAGAUCUAGAGCCAAUUCCUAGUGAUGCGGCCAUUUUGCAAAUAAUGAUCGAGAUAACGGAUAAGUGGGCACAAGAUUUCCAUCGUAUGCAAAAAGAUAUUGUCAGGGGUUACAUGGACAAGCAACGCAAAAAAGAAGAAUCGCUUUAUCGUAAACUGAAAGAGGCGCAUGUGGCCGAAGCCUGGAACGCCUUGACUGAAAUUGAAUACAUUGCCCGUUGUUCGCAAAUAUAUUUUCGGUUAGGCUCAACCGUGCAACGGCAAAAGCAAAUUGAUGAGAGCUUGGAAUAUAAUGAAGAAAAUGGACCGUUACAUAGAACUCUUCAGUCUGGUAUAAAUGUCACGUGUUUGCAUAACCAAGAUGUGACGAUUUCAUCUAAAUUUGACGAAGAUUCCAGAGACAGCGAUCAGCUUGCUCUUGUAUCUCCCAUGGAAUUUGAUUAUCCACUGCAUGUUUCGGUUCCAUUUGAUGAACCUUGCGGAGAAUAUUUAUCAGAAGACGAAAUACCAAAAUUUGAAACCUAAUAUUUUAUGUUUAUGUUAACUAUAUUUUACAUAAUAUGUAUUUACAAAUAAUAAAAUGUCACGGAUUCCGGAUUUACUAAAAUUUAC
Messenger RNA from Ceutorhynchus assimilis (cabbage seed weevil), 3135 nucleotides. NCBI's taxonomy places the organism in Eukaryota, Metazoa, Arthropoda, Insecta, Coleoptera, Curculionidae. The record is from the annotation of a GenBank genome assembly.